CGGGCCCGGACCGCGCCCUUCCCGGAUCCGCGCCUGGGAAUCGCUGCCCGGCGCGCGCCCCCCGCGCCCAGCCCGAGACCCCGCGCGCCGCCGACCAGCGCCAGGCCCGCGGGCACAGCGGCCGUGCGCAUCAUGAGCCGCAUCUACCACGACUGCGCCCUCCGGAACAAGGCGGUGCGGAGCGCGCGGCUGCCGGGGGCCUGGGACCCCGCCGUCCACCAGGGGGGAAACGGCGUCCUGCUGGAGGGAGAACUGGUAGAUGUGUCUCGCCACCGCAUCUUGGAUGCCCGUGACAGGAAGGAGCACUACUAUGUGCUGUACAUCAGGCCCAGUCGCAUCCAUCGCCGGAAGUUCGACCCCAAGGGAAAUGAAAUCGAGCCCAACUUCAGCGCCACCAGGAAGGUGAACACGGGCUUCCUCAUGUCAUCCUACAAGGUGGAAGCAACGGGGGACACGGACAGACUCACGCCCGAUGGGCUGAAAGCACUGAUACAAAAGUCAGAGCUGCUUGCGCUGACGGAGAGCCUUACCCCCGACCAGACAGUGGCGUUCUGGAUGUCCGAGUCAGAGAUGGAGGCGAUGGACCUGGAGCCAGGGGUCGGGGUACGGCUGAAAACUCGAGGCGAUGGCCCCUUCCUGGAGUCAUUAGCCAAACUUGAGGCUGGAACAGUGACCAAGUGUAAUUUUGCUGGUGAUGGAAAGACAGGGGCAUCCUGGACAGACAACAUCAUGGCUCAGAAGUCUUCGGAGAGAGCCACAGCGGAGACCCGAGAGCAGGGGGACGGGGCGGAGGACGAGGAGUGGGACGACUGAGGCGAGUGGGAGUGAAGCGCCUCCCGGGCCUACCAGCACUGCUGAGAAUCUCUUCCAUCAACAUCGACUCUGGAGUUCGAGGGAGCGGUCCGCCAAGCCUUCCCUGGUUCUUCCUACAGCUGCCAUGGAAUGCUCUUGGAAUAAGCAGUGCUAAAAUCAAAUCCAAGACGGUGACAUGAACAGUGGCGCCCCAUGCUGUGGCUCAUGGAGGGGCCCUCCCUCGAUGUGCGUCUAGAUCUUCUAGAUGUUUCCAUGGUGGCCCUUGCCCUUAAAUGGCAGCCUUGUUUCUGGAAGCAGUCAGUGGAACCAAACUUGGUCUUUGUGUAGACUUGGGGAAUGUCCCUCAUCUGCAUGCAGAGUGGCUCAGGGGUCCCUUCCUCUGCCCUCGUAUUUUCUCCUAUACCUUCCACGCCUGCUCCCCCGCCCCCCCCCCCCCGGUCCAGUGCUCUGAGUUAUAGUCUUUGCUCUCCUGUUCAAACCUCCUUGUCCCCUCUGUGCCCUUUUCCUCCCCUAGAGCUGCCAAUUCUUUAUUCCUCCUCUGGUUCUCUGCCACACUGGGGGGUUGCUGUCUCCUGACCUCCCUGGCUGCUUUGCUGGGGAUGCUGUUCUCAGGGAGGCCUAGAGUCUUCACAGGUGUGGCUGGCUGGUCCCCACCUUUCAGGUUCACCCUGCCAGGCCACAUUUUGGUAACACCUUUUCCGCUAUUGUUCUGUACUUUGAGAACUUUUUAUGAGUGAGUAAAUCUUCAGAAAAGGAUUCCUCUGCAUUGACCGGGUUAUGUCAGGUAUUAACGGUCUUCCAGCUGAGCAGUGAUCCUGUAAGAAGGAAGCCAUGUCUUUUUGAUCAUGAACAUCGCCUUGCUGGGUAGCGCGCCCGCACUCAGAUCCAGGACGGCUUGUGGAGUUGAAAUCCACGUGUCCUAAGAAUGGGGCAGAGACUUGGUGGCAUUUGGAUCCUGCUGGCCUCAGGGACAAGAGAGGGUGGUGGUGAACUAACAAGUGUUGAGCCCCCUAAUGUAUCGAACACGGCACUAGAUGCCUUCCAUGAUGAUAAUCAUAGCCACUGACUGUCGAGUGCUUCCUGGUGCUAGCUAGCGUACCUAUCCCCUGCUUUUCAAAAGUUAUAUUAGGACACCUGACGUUCAUGAAAGACCUACCUCAGUACCUGUUUUUUUCUAACCAAAAGAAAUCUGAGUUUUUAUGAAAAUAAGGCAAAAAAAAAAAAAUGAAAAUAGCGUUCAGCAUUUGUUUCGCAGGGAGCCAUUAUAGAGGCCGCACACCCCAAGUAGUGAGAGCGACCCCACCAGUCUCCUCUCCUGGGAACAUCUAUGCUUUACUUCAGUUGAUUUCAUGUGUGUGUCAGCAAGAUGUACCCAGAAAAGCCUAAGAAAACGCUAAAAAAUUUUUCCAUAUAAAUGAAUGGUGAUUGCUUCCUCGCUGUUUCUCAUUUCAGUUUACAAAAGGUUUCGUAGGAAUGCUGUACUUUUUGGAUAGUAGGGGAAACUUGUACUUGCUAAGCACUUGCACUAUCUUACUUCACUGUCACAGCAAUCCCGUGAGGUAUGUGUGAUUAUUAUUCCCAAUUUUUUCCAUAUGAUUCCGAAGCUUAGAGGCUCCAUCUAUAGUAUAUAGAGGAAAGAGGAAUUUCAACCCAGGCAGUCAGAUUUCAAACUCUGUAUUCUUUACUGGGUUAUUCUGCUUCCACAUGUACACUACAGGGAAGAAAAGGGGCUUCAGAAAGUUUAAGGCUACUUGCCCAGAUUCACAGCUGCUAAGUGGAACAGCCAGCAUUUAAAUCCAGGGCUGUCGAAAGCAAAGCUUAUGUUCUUCCCCCGUCCUUUGCCUCCUUGGCCUACAGAAGGACCUUGGACAUGGGGGCCAGAGGAGUCCUGGCUCUGUGAAAUAUGGUUCUAUUCUUAGACUUUAGGGAACUUGCCUAAACCCUUGACUGCUGGUCUGCCCAGGCUGAAAUCAGUUCUAUUGGUAUUAGCAGUUGAGCAGAUAAUAUUACGCUUCCAGAAUUUAUUACUAUGGUUCCAAUUUACAUUUACCUUCUUGCAUAUUUGAGCCUGGGCUUGACAAUAUGGCUGUGAGGCUUGGGAUUCACACUUCAGUGAGGCCACCUGAAGUCACAGGUCACUGGUCUGCUCACGAUCUCUUCUGUUCUUGUUGCCCUUUUCUUAGUUCAGACCCUUGUGACCUCUCACCUUGACUGUUAUAAUAGCUGCCUCCCUGGUGUCCUGUGUCUGAAUGGGGCUGGCUGGGUGUUGAGCGUGCUGGGGCCUCAACCAUGGGGGUGGCCAGGGAAGUGGUUAAGCAGCAGGAGGAUGGGGGAUAUUGACUAGAAUAGAGACACAGGGUGAGGGCGUCCUGCUGCCCAUAGCACUGUGGCCAAAGGGUAUGGCAAGGUCAUAUAGGCAGGCCACCAUUCCAAAAAAGGAGGUCCGGUGUGUCAGUGGGGAAAACCCUGGGCAACAAAUGGGCUUAGUGUCUUGGGUGGGCGGGGAAGAGAUGAAGGAAGGGAGGGAGGGAGAGAGAGAGGAAAGAAGGAUGGAAGGGAGGGAGGGAGAGAUGGAGGGAGAAAGAAAGGAAGGAAAAGGCCUUUGUGGCUGGAGCUCAGAGAAUAGGUGGAGGUAGAGGUUGUUUGAGAUGAUGCAGGAAAUCAGGCAUGACAUUUUUAGCAUGUUAAGUAUUUUAGGACUUUAUCCUUAACUUCCUGGAAGCCAGUGAUUCUGGGGAGAGUGAUACGAUUUGAUUUGUUUCUAUCAAAGAUCACUUGACUGCAGAGAAACUGAAGGCAACGAGCCCAACUGGAAGACUGCUUUAAUUGUCAGAGUGAGAGGCUAGAGUAGUUUGGUGUAUAGCGACGGGAGUGGAGAUGGAAAGAAAUCCAGGUAGAUGGAGGAGGAAAGGGACUCCCCAGCAAGACAAGAGCACCUGAAAAGCCAUGGAGGUGGGGGAGGGGCCCGCUCCUGGAAUAUACAAAUUGUGUACGUGAUUGUUAUUAUACCAUACCUACACAUAAAAUUUGAUAAUCCUUUUUCAAUUAAUGUUAUAUAAUCACUUUCCAUAUUGCUACACAGUCUUCAUAACCAUUGUUUAAGAUUUACUACCAUUUAAUAGCUCUAUCAUUGUCCAAUUUUUGGAUAAUUAAUUGAUUCCUACUUAGAGCUAAUUUAAUUAACAUGUCAGUAAGUGUUUUAGAUUAUAUAGUUCCCUAAAUCUCACCCAUACAGCCUCCCUGCCCUGCCCCCCCCACGCCCCCCCCCCCCCCCCCCCCCGUUCCCCACUCCUACCCCCCUACCGUAUUUUUGUAUUUUGAGGUUAUUUCUUUAGGGACAGAUUCCCAGGAGUCAGAUUACUGGGAAUCUAGGAGUUUUUUGUAAAAGUUUUUUUAGAUUGUCAAAUUGCUUCCCAAAAGUGUUGUUCUAAAUUAUAAUUUUACCAGCACUGUAGGAGAGGACCAUUUUCAUGCUACCCUUGCCAGAAUUGGGUGUAAUAACAUUUAAAAAAUGAUAUUUGAGGGGCGCCUGGGUGGCUCAGUGGUUAAGCGUCUGCCUGCGGCUCAGGUCAUGCUCCCAGGGUCCUGGGAUCGAGCCCCGCAUCGGGCUCCCUGCUCCGCGGGAAGCCUGCUUCUCCCUCUCCCACUUCCCCUGCUUGUGUUCCCUCUCUUGCUGUGUCUCUCUCUGUCAGAUAAAUAAAUAAAAUCUUUAAAAUAAAAUAAAAUAAAAUAAAAAAUGAUAUUUGAUAAGGUAAAAACAAUACUUUAAAGUUAAUACUUUGUGAUUAGCCUUUCCCCUCGAUUAAUAGUGAGCUUAAACAUUUUUCCAUGUUCAUUACCUAGAUAUAUUUCCUCUUUGCUUACUCAGUUUCUUUGCCUAUUUAUAUACUGAAGGUGGAGGUCUUUUCGGCUAUUUAAAUUUUAAACAUAACCAUUUACCAUAUUUUAACAACUUUUCUGUUUUUAAAAAAUUGAUUUUCUUACAAACAUAAAAUCUUUAUAUAGAUAUAUCUGUUGACUUUUUGUGAUUUUUAUUGCUUCUAAACUUAUAUUCUCCUUUCAGAUGUUACUCAGUUUCAAUUCUUCCAUUUUGGUUAUUACCUGGUUUUACAUUUAAGUCCUUAAUCCACUCCGCCUUUAAUUUGUGAAAGGGUAGGAAGUGAGAUAACUAAAUAGCUUAUUUUCAAAUUGCUAACCAGUUAUCCCAACAUAUUUAUUGGAUUCCUUCCCACUCUCAAGUUAUGAUGGCUCCUACAUCACAUACUAAAGUUAUUUUAUACUUAAAUUAUUAUUUUAUUUCAAUAAGUCUCCCUGUAGUAACAAUUUGAACUAUCAUAGUAGGUUUUAAUAGUUGGUAGAGCUAAGUCCCCCUCAUU
Molecule: messenger RNA, 5189 nt
Organism: Mirounga angustirostris (Northern elephant seal)
Lineage: Eukaryota; Metazoa; Chordata; Mammalia; Carnivora; Phocidae
Gene: ARPIN
Product: actin related protein 2/3 complex inhibitor
Exons: 6
Coding region: 133-813 (226 amino acids)
Biological process (GO): negative regulation of actin nucleation
Source: RefSeq, a predicted model, not a curated record